Macadamia integrifolia is the source of this 2712-nucleotide messenger RNA. RefSeq lists its product as uncharacterized. The record is from RefSeq and is a predicted model, not a curated record. NCBI's taxonomy places the organism in Eukaryota, Viridiplantae, Streptophyta, Magnoliopsida, Proteales, Proteaceae. The transcript has 5 exons. The coding region runs from base 1510 to 2358 and encodes 282 amino acids.
CACAAUCCAUAAUUAAUUUUAUAAAAAAGUGGAUAACUUUUGGUAAAACAGCAAGGAAAAACGUUUUUGCAGCAGUGGAAAAGGUUAUUGUAGCGACGUAAAGGGCAGAUUGCAGUGGCGGAAGGGGUUAUUGCAGCAGCGGGAGGAUGAUUGCAACGACUCACAGGUCACGAGCUGAAGCUGCAAAGAGACCCAGCCGGAAAUCAUGGAAGACAGAUAUGGACGUGAGGCCCUUUUUACUGAAUGUUUUCUUCACUAAGAGAUACAUCCAUGCUAAGGUGGUCCACCGAGGUACCAGUAAAGUGAUCUCUGUUGCUAGUACAAAAUUGCAAAUGCCAAGGAUUUGAGGAACACUUUGAAAUCCCUUACUGAUAACAAUGCCUGUAGAGGGAGGCUUAUUGCUGAGCAAAAACAUCAGGGUUUGAAUUGUCACACCAUCCAUAUAGAGAUUUAUAUUUCCCUCAACUGUCGUAGCAUGUUUGUCAUACACAGUAAAAAUGAAAAGGAUGAAAUCAUAUUAUUUUCUUGAGGCCUUAAUUCUUUCAGAAUAUUGAAAUAUUUGCACUGAUCAUCAAUUUGUGGAUUGCUCAUGAGAAUGAAUGUCACCAAAGAGAAUGGGUGUCAAACCUAAUUGUGAUAUAGCAGUCUAACCCUGGUUGCGCGGUCUGGGGGGUCAUAACGUACACAGCCUUACCCCCCUUUUUUGCGGAGAAGUGGUUUCUUGACUUAAACCUGCGACCACUAGGUCAUCAUGGAGCAGCCUUACCAAGACCUGGCAACAAAGGUCACAAUGACUAGGUGAGAAAAUGUGGUUAAAAGGUUAGAAGAAGAAAGGUGAAGGCCUGAUUUCUUCCCAAGACCUGGCCACAAAGAGUCUAAAGUUUUUAUUAUUAUUAUUAUUAUUAUUAUUUUUUUAUUUUAUGUUUGAAGAUUUCAUUUCCCCUCCUUGGCAACCAAACAAAGCCUAAGAUUAAUUUCACAUUUGGGAAUUAUGUUCCAAUCUGAGAGGGACCCUCAUAUCAUGUUCUAAUGUGAAAGUUUAGAUAACACAGAAAACUCGGGGAAAAGAUCAUCUCUAAAUAAUUGGGUAUCCAUUUAAGGAUCCAACUAUUGGGAAGACUUGGGAUACGCAUCCAUAUAUUGGGAUGUGUCCUGGUCCUCCCAGCCCUUGAAUCACUUAUUGAUCACCCAAUUAAUUGAUUAAUUGGAGAGGAGCUGAAUCCAAAAACUCCAGUGUCUUAAAUGAGGGUACAGCCACAAAUUCACUAGCAUUAAAGAGAUCACAAAAUCCAGGUUUAGUCUAAUAAGCCCUGUCCAAGUCCACAAGCUCUGGGCUCAACUGGUUAUUUGGGUGCCGUUAUGUGAGCAACGGAAAGGCAGGAGGAGGUAGUUAGAGAUGCAAGGAGCUAAAAGGAAGGGCCUUCAACCGUUUCCUGUAAUUUCUUCCUCGCCUUCGACAUCCCAUUUGCCUUUCUCUCUCUUUGCUCUGCACAAUUCGAGCUAGAACACAUGCAAGCAAUGCAAGAAAGGCGACCUGAAGAGCAGAAAGAGCAUCAGUGUCAGUUGAACGAUCACAAUCAGUUUCAUCAAAAUGUGAUAGUAAUGAGACAUGGCGAUCGGGUGGACAACUUGGAGCCCUUGUGGAUCACCACAGCACGGCGUCCAUGGGAUCCUCCAUUGGCUGAAAGCGGCAGGAUUAGAGCCUUCUGUACCGGAAGAAAACUGAGGGAUCGACUCGACUUCCCUAUUCACAGAGUAUUCGUCUCCCCUUUCCUUCGUUGCAUCCAGACCGCUUUCGAGGUUGUCUCUGCCCUUUGCGCUGUUCAAGAUAACAAUAUCGAGAUGACCAGCGAAAAUGUUCCCAUUGAACCCUCCAAGCUCAAGGUCUCAAUUGAGUAUGGCUUAUGUGAGGUAUUAAGUAAGGAAGCUAUAACUUCUAAUUUGACUCCUAAAGACGGCAACUGGGGGUUCGAUAUCUCAAAACUUGAGAAAAUGCUGCCUGCUGGGACGGUGGAUCACUCGAUAGAACGUGUGUACCAAGAGUUGCCAAAGUGGGAGGAGUCUUUGACCGAUGCGAGGGCUCGAUAUAAACAGGUCAUCCAUGCACUUGCAGAUAAAUAUCCAUGUGAAAACUUGUUGUUUAUCACACAUGGGGAAGGAGUUGGCAUUGCAGUCUCUGCAUUCAUGAAGGACACAACUGUGUAUGAAGUGGAAUAUUGUGGAUAUGCACACACAAGAAGAGAAAUAACCUUUAAAACUAAGCAGACAUUUACCGCCAGCAAUUUUGAGGUAUCUACAAAGGGCAGUGAAUCUGGUAUCAGCUACUGUCCUAUAAGUGCGUUGGCUGUGGAUGCGUGAUUCGACCCUAUCAAGUUGAGAUUCGACCCUAUCAAGUUGACAUAGGUCUCACACUCUGUCCCUGGUUGCUUAAGCCCAAUUCAUAAAGUGGAGUAUCCUUUAGUCUUGAAAUAUUAUGGGAGAUCCAUGUUUCUCAUCAAUAAUCACUCAUUUUUUUUUGAAAAUUUUGGGAUUGGUAGGUUUUUAUGUAUGUCCUCAUUGAAAGGACUUGUUGGAAUCCAUGAAUGGAUCCUUUUUUUUUAUUUUGGAUAGGUAGGCUCCAAGGAGAGAGUUGAACUCAUAAUCUCUUUAUUAUGAGGAGUUGGUCUUUACCAACUGAGAUUAUUAUUAUUAUUAUUAUUAUUAUUAUUAUUA